AUGCUUGCAGCCACUUCCGCAGACUUCAACUGUCGCCUGGCCGUGAUUCUGGUAUCUUCUGGAGGAACACUAGCUGGUCUCGAGGGCGAGCAUUCAAGCGACAGAAACCCCUUUGGGAUUAUCCACCCUCGGUCCCUCGUCUUCCGUAUGUACUUCAAUCUUGAUGACUUCAAUGCUGAGGGUUUUGACGACUGA
Messenger RNA from Penicillium taxi, 195 nucleotides. RefSeq lists its product as uncharacterized. The coding region runs from base 1 to 195 and encodes 64 amino acids. The transcript has 2 exons. Lineage: Eukaryota; Fungi; Ascomycota; Eurotiomycetes; Eurotiales; Aspergillaceae. The record is from RefSeq and is a predicted model, not a curated record.